CUGCAAUGCACACGCACUUCACCAUAUGUGCCUCUGAAGAGCAGGAGGAGACAGUCUUGAUCUCAGGCAUAUCUGUUAGAACAACAAUAUCAUUUUAUGAGGACUUUUCCACUUUAUUUCUGUCGAGCACUUCAUGAAGCCAAGGGCCCGUUCAAGCCCACUCUGAAUUUAAUGAGAAGUACCGACCAAGAGAAAAGGAUGAUGAUAUUCUGUCUGCUUUUGGCAGCUUUUAGCAGCCCUGUGUUCGCUGGAGAGUGGACGGCAAAUGUUGUAAAAGAGCUUGAUGUCCUGGUCCAGUCCUGUGCUGUUGUACCCUGUACAUUCACCCAUCCUAAAGAAUACCAUCCAGACUCCGCAAUCAAUGCGAUCUGGCAUCUCAAAUCUGAUGGGAAGAAACGCAUCUAUAGCGAUGCUCAAAGAGAUGUCUUGGAAAACUUUAAGGGACGCACAAAGCUGUUGGGACAUCUGAGUGAUGGCAACUGCACCUUAGAAAUGAUUGAAAUCAAAGAUCAUGACAACGGCCCUUUCUGUUUCCGGAUGGAACUUCCGACCGGUUCCAUCGACAAAUUCUCCUUUGUGAAUGAUUGUGUCAUGUUCAAGAUGCUCCCUAAUCCUCCAGAUCCUAUUCUGACUCACUCAACAGCCAUUCAAGGACGUCCCUUCACAAUUACCUGCUCAGUCACCCACACCUGCCCUUCCCAUGUGCCUGAACUCACAUGGAAUAGGGCCACUACAGAUGAUGUGGUCACUGUCGUCCACAAAAAAAAUCGUUUCGGCUACUGGGAGAUGGAAUCCAUCCUGGCGUUCACUCCUGAGGAGAAGGACGACCACAGCGAGAUCAUCUGCACGGCGGCAUUCUUUGGAGCGAAAUCUCAAACCGUGUCGAAUCUCUAUGUGAAACGUACAGACAACUAUAACCACAUAAUCGUUCCAACGGUGGCGGUGAUUGGUACAGCUGGGAUCUUUGCAGUCUUCUGUACCCUAAUGGUGAAGAGAUAUCGGAAACGCAUUGAAGAGCUCCAAAGUGUGGAUGGCAGCAUGUGGAACCGGGUGUCCAGGCUCUCUCGCAGGAUCCGUUCCCACAUGUCGGGACCUUCUCGUGCCGAUCCAAGACAUGCCAACCAGAAAGUCUCCAAGGGUCGUUUCCCACCCCCCAAAAGCCAGAAAAAAAUCUGCAAUUAUCGACAGGACCAUGAUGACGGGGAUGAUUACAUGAACGCUGUGGACAACAACGUCUAUGGAAACAUACCUCGUUGCCUCCUGCCUGAUCCCUGACUGUACAUUCGCCUGUCUCCUGAAUUUCGACCUCCUGCCUGUCUACUGGAUUCCACUAAGCCUACUCCCUGUGUAACUGUUGUUGAUUAAAUCUGCGCUCUGCGCUUGGGUCUA
Molecule: messenger RNA, 1389 nt
Organism: Gasterosteus aculeatus aculeatus (three-spined stickleback)
Lineage: Eukaryota; Metazoa; Chordata; Actinopteri; Perciformes; Gasterosteidae
Source: RefSeq, a predicted model, not a curated record